AUGGCUUGGCUCAGCUUGGCUUGGCUGCGUCUGGACACUGGCUUGGCAGGUGGCAUCAACUUGGUAGCGGGCGCCGAGUUGACAGGUUGCAGAGGGUGGUGUGCUCGACUCAAUUAUCUUGCGGACCAAUCAGUACAGUUCCGACGAUCCACAAUGCCCGUAAACCAUUCCAUCAAGGCUAGGGCAAUGCGGGUAAACGUCGAACUUGUGUUCAAGAUGAGCUCUGCUUUGGUUGCUGGCGGCGGCGCCAGCGAGCAAGACCAUGACGGCCGCAUCGGUUGUAAAACGGGGACAAAGAAAAGAGUUAUGCAUCGUGUUGAUCUCGGCAAAGGCUUUUUUGCUGCGUCGACCCUUCUUGGCAGCCUAGUUCGGCUGGCACAACGCGUUGGCACGAAAUCAGAGAAUCAUCUGCAGCCGCAGACCUCGACGCUCGCUUCUGAUCCCAACAUAGCAUACUGGCUUGGAUGGUCGACCACAACAUAA
Mycosarcoma maydis (corn smut) is the source of this 483-nucleotide messenger RNA. RefSeq lists its product as uncharacterized. The record is from RefSeq and is a predicted model, not a curated record. NCBI's taxonomy places the organism in Eukaryota, Fungi, Basidiomycota, Ustilaginomycetes, Ustilaginales. The transcript has 2 exons. Bases 1 to 483 code for a protein of 160 amino acids.